UCUGUUAUAGGAAAAAAUAGUGUCAAAAGGUAAUUUACCACAGAAUAUAUGAAAAGAAUUUGUUUGUUUUCAUUUUGUUAAUAAAGUAGAUUUGCCAUGGUGAUAACAGUGGUAUUUGCGUCAAUCACUUAUCUCAAAUAGGAUUAUCCCCCCUGGCUACAUAUGAACCUAAUUUGGGUACUUUAAACCAAACCGCUAAAAAUGUCAUACUGGCCCUUAAUUAUAAUAAAAGUUCAAUUGAAAAAUGAGACAUAUCCAAACGAUUCAAUCAACAGACUGACCGGAUUAAGGAACUUUAAUCAGGGAAUAAUUGCAUGUCUUAAUUGGAUCAAUUUGACACCGAGUUUCUCAGAUUAAGCACUUAUUCAAUUAGCACGGCUAGUACCGCUUACUUUGAUUCGGUUUUGAUUGAAAUCAGAAUUGACUCCCCGCAGGCAAAGCACUCAAAAUGUUGUUGUUGUUAUUGACAUGUGUACAUUAUCAAACAUAUAAAAUUAGGGUACUGUUAUAGCUCCGGUCAAUUUGUUUUGGGACAUACGGUUGGAAGAAUCGCCAUUCUCGACGUGUAAUAUUUCCCUCCGCGAUGUUGCCCGUACGAUGGCUCAUUGUGUUUGGACUGGCUUUUGUCACUGAAGUUUUAGCACUGCCUAGACCGUACAUUACACGCGAACAGAAUGGAACCACCGAGGGAUCGCCAAAAGACGGCACAUUACUUGUACCAUCAAAAGAGUCAACGGCUGAGAAACUAGCACGACUAUCGCAAUGUUUACUGAAGCCGGUAUCCCCGACCCUUACAUCCGAAAUCCAAGAAAAACUGGACGAUGGGGCGAGAUUAAUCCACAUGUAUCUCACCAUUUUGAACCACACUGGCCCAUUUCCCGGGGAAGUUCAUUCCGACGUGUUCGAACCCCUCCGAUGGACCCGUAGUACCGGAACAAUGGGACGCGGCAUCAUGAUGCUGAAGAAUACAUACAACAUUCUCUCCAUGAACACUCUGAACUACGAGGUGGAGUACAUGUACGACAUCGCUCUAGUCCAGGAUCCGCCGAAUUGUCUGACAUCGAUGGAUAUCUACGACGUUCAGGAAUAUCUAGGCCGGUUUCUACUGAAUGACGCCAAAGGGAUUAUCCUGAAUGGUACCGAGGACGUUGUGGGAAACGCUACACAAGAAAUUUGUAUAAUUUUCAUAUCAACGUUGACGACGAUUUUGAUAUGGGCUACUUUCAUUACGAGUGUUGUCACCUGAACAGCAAAAUGGAAUUGGUGUGCGAGAGACUUCUCCCAAACCUCUGGAUAACUGCGAUCAUAAUUUGCGUGUUUGUUUUAAACAUCGUGGUUGUUUUCUUCAGUCCUUUUUUCGUACCCAAGUCGUUCUAUGAGGCCCAAGAAGAGCCAGCCGUCUACGAAUUUUCGCUGAAAAAUCCAAAGACAUUACGAGUAAAAUACACUAAUAAGUACACGGGAGAUCCUAAAGAAAUUUCGUUAAAGCGAUUUAGUAAAUUCUUCAAAGAAUUUAACUCCGACAAAAUCGAGCUAAACUCUGUCCAUUCCUUAGAAAUUUCUAAAAUAAAGUUCAAUGUCCAGACGGCGAAGCUUCUGUCCACGUCAAGUUCACCGAUUGGAAUUUGGAGUUCUUUUUACAACCGAGCCUUCCUGUGUGAAGUUGGGAAAGACGAAGGAAUCUACAGCUGCUGCACCUCGUCAAUGGCGCCGUUCAAGAACUAUAAGUGGCAGGAUUUUCUGCGCCGUCUGAUGCACGCCAUUCUCCUACUGUUGGUGAGCGUUCCGUGGAUAGUUCGCGUGAUUCUGUACUACAUUUACGAGGACGAGGAACUUAGCGCCAUGAGGGAAGCUGCGAGUGAGAGGGGAGUAAACUCCUACUAUGUGCAGGCUAGUUUUGCGGUGCGGUACUUGACGCCUGUUCACGCCGUCUUUCUCCUAUGUUACCUGGUCAUCGUCGUGGACUCCUUCUUCUUAGGACUCGUCUUCAAUGCCUACAUUGCUAAAUUCAAGCGAAUCCUUGUUCGGUGCUUAAGUGACAUGGACGCGUAUGCCCGUUUCGCAACCUUUGAUUGGCUUCUCGAGAUUCUGGUUUAUCCUCUUGAAAAACUGGGCUUAUAUGCUUUGCCUUUCAUCGUCUUUUACUGGGCUCUGAUGACUAUUGUACUCGCUCCCGCACUGUUAUAUUAUCUAGUGCCAACCAUCAACAUCUUUAUUCGACUUGUUCUUCACUGGUGGGCGUAUCUUUGUCCAUCCUGUAAUUGUUUGACGAAAUUUUUUGAGAAGAAUUUGGGUCUAGAUCACCUACCAAUUGGACUUCCAUGGAAAAAAAGAUUGUUUGAAUUUUUUAUUGUGAACAUGUGUCUUUUGACGAUGUCUUCAUACGUUUUCCUUGCCGUCGAAAGUUUAACGUUCUUCGUGGAAAUUCUUGUCUAUACUUUGGUUGGUAUAAUACUGAACGCAGAUGUCACCUUGAAAUACGUUUCGCUUACUCUCAUGCUUUUGCUUUACACACGUGACAGUUUCGGAAGCGUGACUCGCGUGUAUACUACAUACACCGAGUCAAUUAUUAACGUUCUAAGAAAAAUAGAAAAAGAGCAAGUGGACGAACUGGGAAUUUGUGAUGAAAACAAGGCUCUAACACCGCAUGCUUUGGGUAUCGAACCAGACAAAAUGGCAGACAUAAAAUUGGAACGAAACCAGCUGACGUGUACCCUUCAUAAUGUCAUUAUGUUCAUCGAUAAGGAAAUGAAUGCAUUUCGAAUCUCAAAGAGCUUCUAUUACCAAACAAUUGACAUGAAUGUCGACGGCUGUCCGGGGAGAUUGUUUCCUAACGUAAUGAAAGCGCUCCGCCAACUUCUGAUGAUCAUGGUCUUUUUGAUGUUUGUUUUCCUGGUCGUGAGUGCGUUUGGAGACCGGUACGAAGUGUCCGGGGUCAGCCAGAUGUUGGCUACUCUAGUGGGUGGAUUUCUACCAUGGAUCUUCAGCAACAUCCUUUUCAGAAGUCCGGUGCAGUCGACCUCCAUCGAUACCAACUCCGCCACUUUUACCACAUUCAAACGUUUCCUUCACAAAGAAGCAAACUCUUUUACACAAGACUGGCAAGUAGUGGAGUUUCUUAAGGACCUAGUACCAGAGAGAUGUUCGGAAGAAUUGCAGGAUGAUAUUGAUUUAAUUGUUGUUCAAUCCACAGAUGAAGAAACUUCAACUGGAAAAUCUGUACUGUCCAGUGUAACGGAACCAUUUUUGAGAUUGUCAAAAAAUUUCUAACAAGCUUUGUUUUUUUU
This is a messenger RNA of Magallana angulata, 3287 nucleotides long. RefSeq lists its product as uncharacterized. The record is from RefSeq and is a predicted model, not a curated record. Lineage: Eukaryota; Metazoa; Mollusca; Bivalvia; Ostreida; Ostreidae. The transcript has a single exon. Bases 1213 to 3270 code for a protein of 685 amino acids.